AUCCCAAAGUUCUCUUUGAUUUUAAUAUAAUGUAAAAAAUUGGAGAGGAGCUGUAUAUAUAGGGGGCAGCCCCAGUUCCUGCUUUACUGGUAAUUUCAGAAGUUAUAUAUAUCAGCAUCUCUUUAGAGAGAGAGAGAGAGAGAUCAGAGAACUAGAAAAUGGGGAGUGAACAUGUUGUUCAAGGAGGUUUCCCAAUGAAGGCGAACGCCGGAAAUGCCACGAUUCUCGCACUCGGCAAGGCUUUCCCUCACCAGCUUGUCAUGCAGGAUUUUCUGGUUGAUGGGUAUUUCAAAGAUACCAACAGUGAUGAUCCACAGCUUAAGCAGAAGCUGGCUCGACUCUGCAAAACAACAACAGUCAAAACUAGGUAUGUGGUCAUGUCAGAAGAGAUUCUGGAAAAGUAUCCAGAGCUUACAACUGAGGGCACACCAACUAUAAAGCAAAGGCUACACAUUUGCAAUGAAGCUGUAACAAAGAUGGCAAUUGAAGCUUCACAAGCUUGCAUCACGAAAUGGGGGAGACCUACUUCAGAUAUAACCCACUUAGUCUAUGUCUCGUCCAGUGAAGCUCGCCUCCCGGGUGGUGACCUUUACCUAGCGAAAGGGCUUGGACUCAGUCCCCAGACUAAAAGGGUCAUGCUCUACUUCUCGGGCUGCUCGGGCGGUGUGGCUGGCGUUCGUGUUGCCAAAGACAUUGCCGAGAACAAUCCAGGAAGUAGAGUCCUGCUCGCUACUUCUGAAACCACUAUCAUUGGGUACAAACCACCAAGUGCAAACAGACCAUAUGAUCUUGUUGGUGUUGCACUUUUUGGGGAUGGUGCUGGAGCCAUGAUGAUUGGCUCAGACCCCGAAUUGGUCUCUGAAAACCCGCUGUUCGAACUUCACACAGCCUUACAAGAGUUCCUGCCUGGUACUGAGAAGACCAUUGAUGGAAGGGUCACAGAAGAAGGGAUCAGCUUCAAGCUGGAAAGAGAGCUGCCUCAAAUAAUUGAAGAUCACAUUGAAGGAUUCUGUGGGAGGCUGAUGGGAGUUGUUGGAUACGAUAACAAGGAGUACAACAAGAUGUUUUGGGCUGUCCAUCCAGGAGGUCCGGCAAUCUUGAACCGAAUGGAGAAGCGUCUUGAUUUGUCGCCAGAGAAGCUGAACGCGAGCAGACGAGCUCUGGCGGAUUAUGGCAACGCUAGCAGUAACACCAUAGUGUAUGUUCUGGAGUACAUCAUUGAAGAGAGCAAGAAGAUGAAGAAGGAAGGGGAAGGAGAUGGCGGAUGGGGAAUGAUCCUGGCUUUUGGACCUGGAGUUACUUUUGAGGGAAUUUUAGCAAGGAACCUUGCUGUCUAAUUUUUUUUUAUAUAUAUACUGUCAUUAAAUGGAUGGCCAAUGUUACUUAGUAACUGCCUUUCCACUGCUGUUUCAGUUGAUUAAUCAAAGUCUUAUGUUCUUAGUUGAUUAAUCAAAGUCUUGAUUUGUCAUCAAAGUCUUAUGUUCUUAAUCAAAGACUUACCACCUGAGGAUAUGAUAGGAGCACAACGGGAAUACAACCCCGUGCCAGGCCAAAAUUUUAUUUGUAACCUAAGCUAUAUCUCACUUUUUAUUUCUCC
Malus domestica (apple) is the source of this 1597-nucleotide messenger RNA. RefSeq names its product type III polyketide synthase B. Gene Ontology annotation, molecular function: acyltransferase activity, transferring groups other than amino-acyl groups. The record is from RefSeq and is a predicted model, not a curated record. Lineage: Eukaryota; Viridiplantae; Streptophyta; Magnoliopsida; Rosales; Rosaceae. Gene Ontology annotation, biological process: polyketide biosynthetic process.